CGCUAAACACAUCUUGUUGACCCGACACAACUCUUGGAACUCAACCUUCCACAACAUACUUCUUGUCGCUUGUGCAGUCAAACCACAUCGAGACAAUCACCACCUCCCUCUCCAGUCUCCCGCUGAGCUCCGUCGAUUUCGGUAUCGUCUGAGCAUCUCCCGAUAAUUUCUAUUCUUUUCUUCCGCUAAUCUUUUCUCGUCACCUACGUAAUCACAAUGGAGGAGGAAGUUGCUGCUUUGGUUAUCGACAAUGGUUCGGGUAUGUGCAAGGCCGGUUUCGCCGGUGAUGAUGCUCCCCGAGCUGUUUUCCCGUCGAUUGUUGGUCGACCCCGUCAUCAUGGUAUCAUGAUUGGUAUGGGUCAGAAGGACUCGUACGUCGGUGAUGAGGCUCAGUCAAAGCGUGGUAUCCUUACCCUGCGCUACCCUAUCGAGCACGGUGUCGUUACCAACUGGGACGACAUGGAGAAGAUUUGGCACCACACUUUCUACAACGAGUUGCGUGUGGCUCCUGAGGAGCACCCCGUCCUGCUCACCGAAGCCCCCAUCAACCCCAAAUCGAACCGUGAGAAGAUGACACAGAUCGUUUUCGAGACAUUCAACGCCCCCGCCUUUUACGUCUCUAUCCAGGCCGUCUUGUCUCUGUACGCCUCAGGUCGUACCACUGGUAUCGUACUUGACUCUGGUGAUGGUGUCACCCACGUUGUCCCCAUCUAUGAAGGUUUCGCUCUUCCUCACGCCAUUGCUCGUGUUGACAUGGCUGGCCGUGACUUGACCGACUACCUCAUGAAGAUUCUGGCUGAGCGUGGUUACACUUUCUCUACCACCGCCGAGCGUGAAAUCGUUCGUGAUAUCAAGGAGAAGCUUUGCUACGUUGCUCUUGACUUCGAGCAGGAGAUCCAGACUGCUGCCCAGAGCUCCAGCUUGGAGAAGUCAUAUGAGCUUCCCGACGGUCAGGUUAUCACCAUCGGCAACGAGCGGUUCCGUGCUCCUGAGGCUCUGUUCCAGCCUUCUGUUCUCGGUCUUGAGAGCGGUGGUAUCCACGUCACCACUUUCAACUCCAUCAUGAAGUGUGAUGUCGAUGUCCGAAAGGAUCUAUACGGCAACAUUGUCAUGUCUGGUGGUACUACCAUGUACCCUGGUCUCUCCGACCGUAUGCAGAAGGAGAUUACUGCCUUGGCCCCGUCAUCGAUGAAGGUCAAGAUCAUCGCUCCUCCCGAGCGAAAGUACUCCGUCUGGAUCGGUGGUUCCAUCUUGGCUUCGCUAUCUACCUUCCAGCAGAUGUGGAUCUCCAAGCAGGAGUACGACGAGAGCGGUCCUUCGAUCGUACACCGCAAGUGCUUCUAAGCUGCUACAGUGCUACACGCAAAGAUGCCCUCUGCGACUUCGCCGAAGCUUCGAGGACACCUGUGGUCGACUCAGAGCUCCUGCCGUUGCGAAUGUAUCCUAGACGAGCCUCACAUCUACAAAAAGUUAUGGGCAUGGUAGAGAGAGAUGCUGGAGUCGGAGACAAAAGCGAAUAUGAAGUGCUGUUUUUAGGGGGGCUUUUUAUGUUUGGCACUGAAUGGAGUAGACAAAUCCAGUCGAGGUUGAUCAUAUUUCUCUAUGUUUCUGUUGCCCAGAAUGCAUAAUGUGAAGCAUUUCAGUCGUAAUGUA
This is a messenger RNA of Xylaria bambusicola, 1653 nucleotides long. RefSeq lists its product as uncharacterized. The transcript is spliced from 7 exons. NCBI's taxonomy places the organism in Eukaryota, Fungi, Ascomycota, Sordariomycetes, Xylariales, Xylariaceae. The record is from RefSeq and is a predicted model, not a curated record. The coding region runs from base 217 to 1344 and encodes 375 amino acids.